Chaetomium strumarium is the source of this 469-nucleotide messenger RNA. RefSeq lists its product as uncharacterized. Bases 39 to 233 code for a protein of 64 amino acids. NCBI's taxonomy places the organism in Eukaryota, Fungi, Ascomycota, Sordariomycetes, Sordariales, Chaetomiaceae. The record is from RefSeq and is a predicted model, not a curated record. The transcript has 2 exons.
UCAUAAAGGAGCUCCCGCUCUACGGUAACCAGCACCCGAUGUCAAACGAGAGCCGCCUAUCGAUGCGGAAGAAGAUCUGGUCCAUGAUCGUAGCAUUCGGCCUUAUAGUCAUCUGGUUUACGCUUAACCCGAACGACAUCAACAACCCCGUGAAGCUGAAGCUCGCGGCGUAUAGGGGACGAGAUAACAAGGCCGCUAAAGCCUUCCACCGCGCACUGACUACAGCGCUAUAGGCGACGAUGCUCUCGAUAUACGACCUUCUUAGUUCGAUGCUCUUCUUCUUCCGUAAGAUCUCUCUAUUCUUUGAGUAUUAUAUUCGUUUUGGACGGCUAUAUAGCCUAUUAUAGCUAGACAGUAACCUAGAUUUAGCGAAACUCGUCUCCGAUAUAGCCAAGUCUAAUAAGGGAAAAUACUGGUCUUGUUACGAGGGCCGUCGUUCAAGGCCAGGGUCAAGCCUCUGGUGGUAAAC